This is a messenger RNA of Mobula hypostoma (lesser devil ray), 3623 nucleotides long. RefSeq names its product motile sperm domain containing 2 (gene mospd2). The transcript has 15 exons. The coding region runs from base 54 to 1580 and encodes 508 amino acids. Lineage: Eukaryota; Metazoa; Chordata; Chondrichthyes; Myliobatiformes; Myliobatidae. The record is from RefSeq and is a predicted model, not a curated record. Gene Ontology annotation, cellular component: endoplasmic reticulum-endosome membrane contact site; endomembrane system.
GCACGAGGUGAGAGGUCAGGCCGCUCACGUGACUGAGCCUGGAGCGCGCUGUGAUGGCUGCCGAUCGGCUGCCGGACAAAGAGAAGUUAAUAAGCGAAACGAGGCAGCGCUUUACGAGCGAGUAUUUACAAGAUAAAACUGAGAAAUACGAUUCUCGAGAUGUUGAAAGAUUAAAACAAGAUGAUGUGUGGGUUGAGAGCUAUUUGCAAUGGAGACAUGACAAUGUGGAUGAUACUUUGAAAAUGAUUGAUGAGAGUUUUCAAUGGAGAAAAGAAUUUUCUGUUCAUGAUUUAAGUGAGUCCAAUCUUCCUAAAUGGACCUUUGAAACUGGAGCUGUUUACCUUCAUGGAUACGAUAAAGAAGGCAACAAAAUAUUUUGGUUUAGAGUGAAACUGCACAACAAAGAUACAAAGACAGCUUUGGAAAAAAAGAAGUAUGUUGCCUUCUGGUUAGAACGCUAUUCCAAAAGAGAGCAAGGAAAACCUCUUACGGUGGUAUUCGACCUGACUGAAACUGGAAUAAGCAAUGUAGAUAUGGACUUUGUGCGUUUUAUCAUCAACUGUUUUAAGAUAUAUUAUCCUAAGUACCUUUCCAAAAUGAUCAUAUAUGAAAUGCCAUGGAUUAUGAAUGCUGCCUGGAAGAUUGUGAAAACCUGGUUAGGACCGGAUGCCUUAAGCAUGCUGAAAUUUGCCAGCAAAACAGAAGUACAGGAGUACAUAAAUGUGGAAUAUCUGCCAACACACAUGGGAGGAAUUGAUCCUUUUAAAUACAGCUACCCACCAUUGCCAGAUGAUGAUUUUCAAACACCCAUAUGCGAAAAUGGUCCAAUCCCUAGUGAAGAUGAAGUGGAUGUUAAAGAAAAAGGAGACGGAGAUUGCAAAGAUGCUGUUGAUACCAACCACAAUGAAGAAUCUUUGCUGAAAACUAAAAAGGUCACCUUUGAAAAUGAACGAUCAGAUAUGAAGUCUAAAUCAGUUAAGAAACCACAAACUAUAUUUAGAGGAUCAUUGCUGCAUAUAAGUCCUGCUGAAGAUAUUCACUUUGGUUGUAAAGAAAGUGGAGAAACAAAAUGUUUGAUAGUUUUGACCAAUGUGACAAGGAACCCUGUUGCUUUCAAGGUUAGAACAACAGCGCCUGAUAAAUACAGAGUGAAACCCAGUAAUGGUAGCUUUGAACCUGGUACUUCAAUGGAUAUUUUGGUAUCACUUCAUGGAGGUGUUGAGGCAUCCCCACAGGACAGGUUUUUAGUGAUGGCAGCUGAGAUGAGCCAAGCAGCAGGAGCUGCAGCCCCUCCUGAUCUGAGCCAGUUCUGGAAAGAAGUAGCUAGAGACCAAGUGAUGGAACACAGAUUGAGGUGUCAUGUUGUUGAAAGCUCUAAGGCUCCUACUGUUGCCAAAGAAAAUCUCAUUAAAGGGCAUAUAGCUUUUUCAAACCAAGACGAUUUGCAUUCAAAGAUAAAUAAGUUAUUGGUGUUCAAUAGACAACUGGAAGACCGGAUUGAUCGUUGUCUCAUUUUUCUGCAAUUAUUAACUAUCAUGGUUGCAGUUUUGGUCAUUCACGUUCUAUCCUGGCAUUUCUAAUCCUCAGACAAUUGCAUGUCAACUUUCAGCCAACUUUUUGAUCCAUACAAGAUAUACCAAAGUUGCUGACUUGUUUUGCAUUUCCUCUUCACAAGUUGCCAAUAAUAUGUGAUAUGCUGAAGGCUACAAGAUGACCAAUUUUGUUUUAUAUUUUGCCAUUUUUGAAACUCUUUGAUAAGAUUUAUAAUGUAAGAAAUUAAUGUUAAUGUUGUAAACAAGCUGUCUAGUAAUGAAUCAUGUCUGUGAUUUGGCAGUUGGUCUGCAAUAUACCUUGGUGCUACUAACAACACGAUGCAAAAAUGACUAAACUACUAUUCUCCCCGGGAUUAUUUGGGUAUAAUGCUGAAACCUAUAAGAUGAAUAAAAGCAGGUUGAUCUCUCGGUGCUUGUCAAAUGUGACAAGCAAAAUGUACAACUGAUGUGUUUCUUAUAGCCCCUUAAUUUAUCUGCUCAGUCCUGAAGUUCCUAGAACAAGUUGAAUCUUCUAGCAAGAGGGUUCUGGAGAAAUGACUAGCCAUUUAAUAUCCCCUUUUAAGUGCUAUAGUGAUGACUAUCGAAUGUACCUUUUUUUUUAUAAUCAGAAGGAGAAAGUUAGAAAAUAAUGUUUACUAAAGAAAUGAUAAUGAGAUUUUCUAUUCCAGUGAGUUAUUAACAGAAAUGCAAAUUACUGGGUUUAUACUGAAUGUUUGGAGUAAAUAGUGUAACUAUAGUUAACUCAGUACAUGAACAUUGAUUUUUGUUUAAACUAAUUGAAUGCCACAAGACUUAAAUCGUAAAUAAUCUUGGUCCGUUUUCAUUUUCGUUUUGGAAGAUAAUUUUCCUUUUGAUCUAAAUUUUCUUCCUGUUUGAUAUUUCGUGCCAUGCACAAAAUUCAAAAUCCUAUAACUAAAUGCUAAAUAGCAGGAGUCCAUCUCUUGGCACAAGAACAAGAGCACAGUGAUGGGAAACCAAUGCCAGUGAGCAAUGGCAGAGUUGCCCUUAAAUCUCAUAUAACUUAUGUUUGUUUAUGUGUAAAGUUAUUUGCCUUUUCUAAUGUUGAUAAUAUUUUCAAACUCCAGUCUUUGUGUUGCUGCCUUACUGGAGGAGUGGUAUUUCGUUUCAAAAACCAGGAAAGGAAGAUAUAUUUGAUGAUAACUUGGUUUAGUCCUCAACACCUGAGGCUCUUGGGAGAAUGCUAUAAUUACUCAAGACAUAGAUAUUUAAGAAGAAACAAGUGCCACCAACUUGAGGAAGUUUAAUUCUAGGUCUGUCAUUAUUAUCUGCAAUCUGGUUACCUAUUUUGUUAAAAGUUUUGCCCCGUAAGUUAACUCACAUUCAAUGGACACCUGAUAAAUAGUGGCAAUAGAAAAUUAUUAAAGUAUGUAGUGCCAAAAGCAAAUGAUAUUUGUACGUCAAUAUUCAUAAAUGACAAACAUUUGACUAGGUUUAACUAUUGACAUUAUAGAACCAGCACCCAAAUGAUCCACUGGCAUACUGUUAGAAAUUUGAUUCAUAGCGAUGUAAAAGAAUAAUAUCAAAAAAUAAAUUUCAAGCAAAAAUGCAGAUCUGUUAGUAACAAGCAGAAAUUAUGAAGCUAAAUUACUUCUGUGAGUGUACAAGAGACUUGCUGGAUUGUGGUGAUUGCAUUAUUUAGUGUUUGCUUUCUUCCCACAUCUGGUUUAAAAACUAAUAUAGUUGUAUACCACUGAAGCUGAAAGAAUUUCUGUUAUUUGGGACUUCACAUUUGAAGUAAAAAUUAAGCAUUUACGAAGUAGUGUCUAAUUUGAGUUUCAUGAUAAGGAUUGUGCUGUAAUGCAUGAUAUAUUAUUGUUCAGAUUAUCACUCCAGAGCUAGAAAUCUAAAUUAAAAUGCACUUUAUGAUAUAAUAAAAUUGCUGAUCGUGUCUUAACACUGCAGAAAAUUAUUUGCAAGUGUUUUAUAUUAUUUGCAAAUAAACCUUUUGUUUGUAACCAGAUUUCAAGAACAAAUGAGUAUUUAUUGUAGACUGUUAUUACAGAAAUGUAAUUAUGAAUAAAAAUUUAGUAAUAAAAAGUGCAUGUACAA